AUGUACCGAGAUCGUACAAAUUAUUUGUUGAUUCAACUUGUUCAGAAUCACAUCAGUGUGUACUCCCCGCAUUCCGCUUUCGACUCGGUCAAUGGUGGAAUAAAUGAUUGGCUUUCUUCUACUUUACAAAGUCUUCCGUCUUCUCCAUUAAAAGUACCACCACACACUCUUCCAAUCACUCCUGGUAAAUUCCAAAAGAUUUCUAUUGGCGCAGGCAGACUUCUCACAUUCGACGACAAAAUUUCUUUUGAUGAUCUCCUCGCUGUUUCAAAGAAGUUUUUGAACGCACCUUUGCGAUAUACAAAGCUUUCUAAUUUCGAUAAAGUCAAAACAGUGGCGAUUUGUUGUGGCAGUGGUGGAUCACUGUUUAAGAAUGGUUGUGCGGAUGUUGUGUUUACAGGAGAGAUGGGUCAUCAUGAAGUUUUGGAACAUUUGAAUUUGGGGGCUAUACACCGUUAUAUAAUAAUAUAUAUAAUAUAA
Messenger RNA from Entamoeba invadens IP1, 480 nucleotides. Its product is annotated as NGG1-interacting factor, putative. The record is from RefSeq and is a predicted model, not a curated record. The transcript has 2 exons. NCBI's taxonomy places the organism in Eukaryota, Evosea, Mastigamoebida, Endamoebidae. Gene Ontology annotation, cellular component: mitochondrion; cytoplasm. Bases 1 to 480 code for a protein of 159 amino acids.